Messenger RNA from Arachis stenosperma, 918 nucleotides. RefSeq names its product serine/threonine-protein phosphatase 7 long form homolog. Bases 1 to 918 code for a protein of 305 amino acids. The record is from RefSeq and is a predicted model, not a curated record. The transcript has 3 exons. Gene Ontology annotation, biological process: meristem development; meristem maintenance. Lineage: Eukaryota; Viridiplantae; Streptophyta; Magnoliopsida; Fabales; Fabaceae.
AUGUUGAUGUGCGAUCAUUUACACCCGCCGGAUCCAUAUAACCAAAUUGUUGAGGCACAGUUACGCGAGACUGGAUUUUAUUAUGUAUCCCAAAUUGGAGUUAUUAAAGGCCAGUCAGCAAUGAUUAAUGCUCUGAUUGAGAGAUGGCGGCCCGAGACUCAUACUUUUCAUUUUCCGGUUGGUGAGUGUGCCGUGACCUUGGAGGAUGUGGCGGUAAUUCUCGGUCUGCCAACAAAUGGUCUUCCGGUUACAGGUCCGACCAUGAGUAGCUUUGAGGCAUUGAAAGCCGAGUGCUUGCACCAAUUUGGAAUUGCACCCAGCAAAAAUGGCUGUAGAGGAAGCUUUAUAAAAUUAACGUGGUUUAGGGGUGUGAGAGAUCGUAUAGUGUUGAAUGAUGAUGUGCACAUGCAGAUGUAUGUAAAGUGUCACAUAAUGUUGUUAUUUGGGAAAAUUCUGUUUGCAGAUAAGUCGGGUGCAGGGGUGCACUGGAAAUUUUUACCUUUGCUCCGCAACUUCGGUGGGAUCAUACAGUUUAGUUGGGGUUCGGCAUGCCUGGCACACUUGUAUAGAUCAUUGUGUAGGGCAACUCGUGUCGACUGCAAGGAGAUGGACGGUCCACUGACACUGUUGGUCAGUUGGGCUUGGAUCCGGCUACCAUUUUUAGCGCCGAUUCCUGGCAAUCCCCGAGUGUUUCCAAUUGCAAACAGGUGGCAUAACUGGGACCGUCAAAACUAUGCCUACCGAUAUAAAACGCUUGCCCACUACAGGAGGUUGUUGGAUGAUCUAGAAGAAGGACAGGCUUAUGGCAUUGGAUACAUCGACCCAGACGUAAUUCCUUUAGCCAUCCGUCAUAAUUCGGUGGUGUGGAGUGCCACAGUGCCACUUAUAUCUUUGAAUGCAUCGAGUGGCAUGCAAUGA